UUUUUUUUCCUGAUAAAUGUAAAUCAUUUCAUUACAAAAUCAAAGGAGAGAGAGAGAGAGACAAAGUCAAAUUAAUAGACAAUUAGUUUAAAAUUAGUUUAAUUGAUCAACUAAUUGUUAUUGAUUAUGUUGGUUAACUAAUUUUACUCAGGUUUGAUUGUGUUUUCUCUCGUAACAAUUAAUAUACUGUUGCUAAUCCGAAUCAAUUGGAUUAAGAAAAAGUUUAAUCUCUCAUUUGUGCCAUUUUUGUGAUUUGUUUUGUUUUAUUUUUCCCUGUGUGUUAAUUAAUCAAUCAAUCAAUCCGGAGACAAUUAACUGAUGAUAGUUAUUAAUGAUCGAAACCACUCAAAUAAUAAGUGUGGUAAACAGACGAAAAUAUUUCCAGGUCGAAUACGGAAACGGGUCGUUCUCAAAAAUGGUUCGGUUAAUUUAUGCAAGGAACACGUUGAGAAACGGAGUCAACGUUAUCUUCAGGAUACUUUUACCACAAUGGUGGACAUUCAAUGGCGGUGGAAUCUACUGGUCUUCUCAAUGGGAUUUUUACUCAGCUGGUUAGGAUUCGCCAUCAUUUGGUAUUUCAUCGCUUAUGUUCACGGUGAUCUUGAGCCUUCGGUUAUUGCUGGUGGCGGUGGAAGUGGAGUUGGUGGUGGUGGUGGUGGUGGUGAAAGUGACUCUCAGUUAGUUGCUCCUGAUUCUGUUUCCACUAAUGGUGUUUUUCCUGUUGUUAAACCUUGUGUCCAUGGGAUCGAUUCAUUUACUUCAGCUUUUCUUUUCUCGAUUGAAACUCAGCACACAAUCGGCUAUGGAGGUCGCCUACCAACAACCGAGUGUCCCGAAGCUUUAAUCAUCAUGUGUAUCCAAUCAAUAACCGGAGUAAUGAUUCAAUGUUUUGUGGUUGGUUUUGUUUUCGCCAAAUUAUCUCGGCCCAAGAAGCGAUCGCAAACUUUAAUGUUCAGUCAAAAUGCUUGUAUUUGCCUUCGAGAUGGUAAAUUGUGUCUAAUGUUUAGACUUGGUGAUGUUCGUAAUCGAUCUCAUAUAAUUGGUGCUUCCAUUUCGGCUCUUGUAAUUGAUCGUAAGGUUACAUCGGAAGGAGAGGUGAUCCCUUAUUAUCACAAUAGAGUUUCGGUUAAAUUUGAUAAUAGCGAUUCAAAUGUUUUCCUUGUCUGGCCUGCGACAAUUGUCCAUGAGGUUGAUUCAAGUUCACCCUUUUAUUCAAUGUCCGCUGAUCAUUUGGUUCGAGAACGUUUUGAGAUUGUUGUUAUUCUUGAGGGAACAAUUGAAUCAACUGGUCAAUCAAUACAAGCUCGAACCUCUUACCUUCCAUGUGAAAUAUUGUGGGGCCAUCGAUUUGAACAGAUGAUCGGUUAUCGUAAAGAUACUGGACAAUAUCGAGUCGAUUAUUCAAAAUUUAACAACACUUAUGAAAUCGAUACGCCAACAUCAUCAGCUAAAGAUUAUUAUGAAUAUCAAAAGUUUAUCAAUUCAACGAGUGGAAGAGGAUUAAUACCAAUCGAAAUGUUCAAUGGUGCAGCGACAAUUAACAAAAUUAAAGAGGAAGAAGACAACAAUCAAGCCUAUUCACCUGAUUCGGGAGUGUCGAGCACUUUGUUUAUCCCAAUGCAUCAAAUGCUAAUCUAGAAAUUUAAACAAAUCAACAACAAUUAACAUCCGUUUAAGUUUCUAGAUAUAAUUAUAAUGUUGCUAAUGAUGAUGAUGAUGAUGAUUGUGUACAUACAAUCAAAUUAGAAUCCAAAGUUAAUCAACUUGAGAAGUGAAAACAACAAACAAAUGGAUAACUAAUCAAACUUAUCCUCAAAGUGAUUAAUGUUAAUCAUUGGAUUUUAAUAGCAAACAAUUUAUAUCCCUAAACUGAAAUAGUUUAACAAUCAAAUGUGACAAUCAUCAUCAUCAUCAUGAUAAAUCGUAAUCAACUAUAAUGAUUAACAAUCAAUGAUUAAGUUUCACUUUGAACAAUUAAUGUAUUCAUAUCACAAUCAAAGCUAAUACUUUUGUAAUAACAUCAAUUUAAAACAAUUAACAGUUAAAUUAUCAUGAUUAAGGUAAAUAAUAUUUAUAUAUUUAAAAAAAAGGUUAUUAUGUUUUUAAUUGUUGUUUUUGUAACUAAUCAUCACUAUCAUUAAGAUGUUAAUUGUUUUGAUUGUUAAAUUGUCCAUUGAUCUGUUUAUAUUUAUAUUAUAUAUUAUUAAUAAUACAAAAAUCGUAAUUGUAGUUGAUUGAUUGGGUAGUUUGCAUCAAUUGGCAGACAUGAUUAAGAUUAACAAUUAACUGUAACAAAACAAAUUGAUCAUGAUUUAUGAAUUGUUAAGUAGGCAUUGACCCAGAAAAUUUUCAAGCAAUCAGUUAAUUGUUAUGAUUAAGUAGUUAAAUAACCUUACCAAGGUUCUGUUGAUAUAUAAUAUAUUGAUUUUUGAAUUACUCACCUUGAUUAUUGAUUAAAUUGAUUGAUAAAAAUCAACAAAUUGUAGUUGAUUAAAUAUCAUCAUGAUCAU
This is a messenger RNA of Panonychus citri (citrus red mite), 2510 nucleotides long. RefSeq names its product G protein-activated inward rectifier potassium channel 3-like. Lineage: Eukaryota; Metazoa; Arthropoda; Arachnida; Trombidiformes; Tetranychidae. The coding region runs from base 319 to 1638 and encodes 439 amino acids. Gene Ontology annotation, cellular component: plasma membrane. The transcript has a single exon. The record is from RefSeq and is a predicted model, not a curated record. Gene Ontology annotation, biological process: regulation of monoatomic ion transmembrane transport; potassium ion import across plasma membrane. Gene Ontology annotation, molecular function: inward rectifier potassium channel activity.